Molecule: messenger RNA, 3515 nt
Organism: Paramisgurnus dabryanus
Lineage: Eukaryota; Metazoa; Chordata; Actinopteri; Cypriniformes; Cobitidae
Gene: aldh5a1
Product: aldehyde dehydrogenase 5 family, member A1 (succinate-semialdehyde dehydrogenase)
Biological process (GO): GABA catabolic process
Cellular component (GO): mitochondrion
Molecular function (GO): succinate-semialdehyde dehydrogenase (NAD+) activity
Source: RefSeq, a predicted model, not a curated record
UACGUAACAUGCAAAUUAGUCAUGCAUUUACCGUUUUAAAUAGCGCUCUUUACAUAGACUGUGGAAAAUAGUUUGGCUGUACGGUUGUUCUUGAUAUCUAAUUGUCGAUAGCACAAUCUAAAAGGCAAAUUACUGUUGUAAAAUGAUGCGUGUUUAAUGGGACCGCCGCACAGAGCCUCGGUAUGUUUGAUUCUAUGGGCCGCUGCGCAUAUUGAACGGCGUAUGACAUCACAAUUUCGCGAGAGCGAUUCAAAAUAGUGCUUCUGAAUCGCUCUCGCGGCACAGUGAUGCAGUACGCAGAUCAGUCUGCGCAGCGUCUCAUGAAGUCGAACGUCCGUUGUUAUUAGGCCUGCUGCACGCGAGAACAACAAACAGCAAAAACUGCAACACGGUUUUCUCCUAAUCAUAACAAGACGUGUUACUCGCCAUGGGGAGUUUAUAUCUUUCAGGAGGUCGGUGUGUUCUUCGGCAGAUGUUCUCCUGUCUACCCAGCAGCAUGCUGCAUCGGCGAUACAGUCUCGACAUUUCAGCGCGGCUCCUCCGGACUGAAGGCUUCAUAGACGGGCGCUGGGUGUCAGCUGCGUCCACAUUCCCCGUGUUAGAUCCAGCCACAGGAGAAGAGAUCGUCAGGGUGUCAGACUGCGGUACCAAAGAAGCCCAAAAUGCUGUCAGUGCUGCAUACAAAGCGUUUCACACGUGGAAGGAUCACACAGCUAAAGAAAGAAGCAUUUUGUUGCGAAAAUGGUUUGAUCUGAUCACUCAGCACAAGGAAGAUCUUGCCAAGCUGAUCACAGCAGAAUGUGGAAAACCCAUGAAGGAGUCUCUAGGAGAGAUUGCGUACUCUGCUGCCUUUCUAGAGUGGUUUUCAGAAGAAGCAAGACGUGUUUAUGGGGACGUUGUGCCAUCAUCAGCCAAGGACCGCAAGAUCGUAAUAGUCAAACAACCAGUGGGAGUGGCUUCUAUCAUUACACCUUGGAAUUUCCCCAGUGCCAUGAUAACCAGAAAAGUGGGUGCGGCACUGGCAGUGGGAUGCACUGUUGUAAUCAAGCCGGCUGAGGACACGCCUCUCUCUGCAUUGGCCCUCGCUGAGCUUUCAGUUGAGGCCGGCAUUCCUCCAGGAGUGAUAAACGUAGUGCCUUGCUCAAGAGAAAAGACCCCUGGUGUGGGAGAGGUGCUCUGCACUGACCCUCUGGUGGCCAAAAUCUCAUUCACUGGCUCCACACCCACUGGCAAGAUACUGCUUAAACAUGCUGCAGGAACUGUCAAAAGGGUGUCCAUGGAGCUGGGAGGUCACGCACCCUUUAUUGUAUUUGACAGUGCUGAUGUAGACAAAGCUGUGGCAGGGGCGAUGGCCUCCAAAUUCAGGAACUCGGGCCAGACCUGUGUCUGCUCCAACCGCUUCCUAGUGCAGAGUGGAAUCCAUGACUUAUUUGUAGAGAAGCUGGGAAAGGCCAUGGACGCAGAGCUGAGGGUCGGCCACGGCUCCGAGCCCACCACCACGCAGGGACCGCUUAUCAAUAACCGCGCCGCAGAGAAGGUGGAAAGCCAGAUUGCAGAUGCUGUGGCUCAGGGUGCUGUUAUAGUUAGAGGUGGAAAGAGACUGGAAGGUUCCUUCAUGCAGCCCACCCUCAUGUCUAACGUGACCACUGAUAUGCUCUGUAUGCGGGAGGAGACUUUUGGACCCCUUGUUCCUGUUGUUAAGUUUAACACAGAACAGGAGGCACUUGACAUUGCCAAUGCUUCACAAGUUGGUUUAGCAGGUUACUUUUACUCUCAAGACAUCGCUCAGAUCUGGCGAGUGGCUGAGCAGAUGGAGGUGGGCAUGGUGGGGGUCAAUGAAGGUUUGAUCUCUGCCACAGAAGCUCCUUUUGGUGGAAUUAAACAGUCUGGACUGGGAAGAGAGGGCUCCAAAUACGGAGUGGAUGAGUAUUUGGAUGUGAAGUACAUAUGUUUUGGGGGACUUGCUUCUUGAAUGCCCAAGCUACAGUUAUUACCGUCUAAGGCAAGUUUUACAGUAAAAUACUGAGCCAGACCAAUCCCAAAAAUGCUGUGAACCCAGGCAGCCAUCUUUGAGAACUUAAAUUCUCUCCGUCCAUCAAAUAUCUUAUUGUCAGUGUUAUCUUCCUUGAGAUUUAGUUUUUAAUAGCUGAUUGUUAUAACCUAGUUCUGAAAUAAGAUGCAUAUAGCUAAUUCAUGGCACUAAAGAAAAUAAAAAAGUAGACUUGGGAUUAAGGACGCACCAUUUUGUUGCUAUGGGUGGAUCCAAUGAAAAAUCAAAAGCACAAAUGAUGUAUUCAACCAGAAAAUUAGCUAACACUUGGGCAGUUUAAGAAAUAGGGUUUAUGCGCGUUUAUAACUUUCAUCGGAUCAGGUAAAGCUGUUGGUGUACAAAUGUCCGAUUAUAACUAAAUCUAUGUAUGUCAUGUAUGUUAGGGUUUAAGUUGCAGAAACACAUCCUUCGCCAAACAGGUUUGACAUUACCAGUGUGCACAAUGGGCCUUACUCAUGAAACAAUUUAUCACUCUUCUGCAAUGUUUUAUUAAACAAUUUACAAGAGAAAUUGGUUGUGCUUGUGUUUCAUGAAUAAAGCCCAAUGAUAAUAAGGUACUUGAAAAAAAAUUAUGUUAAAGGGGACAGAGAAUGAAAAACCAUUUUUACCUUGUCUUUGUUGAAUAAUGGUAGUCUACCAGCAUUCACGAACAUACAAAAAGUUCUAGACAUGCUAAACAUCUCAGUCUCAUAGAAAUUCCUCUUUUAGAAAUGUCAGCCAGAAAACAGCCCAAUCUGAAAAACUGAUGCUUAUGACAUCACAGGCAUCUCACUGCCCCUCCACUUUAUAAUAAUUGGCUACAUUUUUUUGAGUGGCAGCAAAGUCAGCCAAUCAGUAAUGAGAUUGCAAGUUAAGCCAGUAGGGGGAGCCAAAUAGGUGCAAAACCACUUGUUUAAAAUCCCCCACCCUAAUAGAGCUAUCUGAGAGAGGUUUUUAGGAAGCUUCUUAGGCAUUACAGACCCAAACAAAAAAAAUUUUUGUCUACAUGUCACAUCACAGAACAAGGAUAAAUACCCCGUUCAAUCAUUCUAUGUCACCUUUAAGGAAAUCAAAUUUAUUACAUAAUAAUGCAUUUGAACUAUCUGCCAAUGACAUCUUACUAGCGAUGGUUCUUACUUACAGGCUGAUGGUGGUAAAUGCAUUGCUGAAAAUGUUGAACUUGAUACGAGUACUCUAUUUUUAUAUUUUAAAAAUGUUAAAAUAUUAAAGCAUCGACUGUAAUAAGCAGUUGGGGCCGGUGACUUAUUUUUUCGAGGGCGCUCAAUACGAAGUUCAUCCCAACAUGUAUGUAGCUUGUCAUGUGUGUGUGUUCGUAAUUUCAAAAUAUGUGUUCUGCGGGUCGAGUGAUCCUAUGUACAUCAUGUGUCUUGUCAAAAGAUGUACACGUACAGGUUGUCUAUCCAGGUUUAGACUGUCUAAACUUACAUUCAUAGUCAGAUGAUUUCCCGGGUGCCAAUGUAAUUUU